AAUGCCUUCCCUUUGACUGACAGGUGUCACAGAGGUGGGAUCCGCUGCUGACUGAGGGACAUGGAGCAGAUCGCUAGCGUUUCCGCGCUGUUCUCCCCGACCGCCGCGCUAGGGCUGCUGGUGGCGCUGCUGACCGCCGUGUUGGUGCGGUACCUUCUGCCUAAUGCCUCCCACAAGCCGCCCUACCCCCCCUGUAUCCGAGGCUGGAUCCCCUGGUUCGGCGCUGCCUUUGAGAUGGGGAAAGCGCCCCUGGAAUUCAUCGCAAGAGCCAAGGAGAAGCACGGCCCCGUGUUCACAGUGCUGGCAGCAGGGAACAGGCUUACAUUUCUCAAUGGAAAAGAAGGAGUAUCUGCAUUUUUCUCUUCUAAAGACGCCGACUUCCAGCAAGCUGUACAGAAACCUGUUCAACAUACAGCUUCAAUAAACAAGGCGGACUUCAUGAAGAGCCACUCCUCCAUUCAUGAGACGAUGAAGCUCCGCUUGUCACAGAACAGGCUGAAUCUCUACUUUGACCGGAUACGGAAUGAGUUCGGCACACGGAUAGAACUACUGGACCCAGAAGGGACUGAAGACCUUUUUACCUUGGUAAAGCAAGUCAUGUAUCCAGCGGUGGUCGAUACAUUGUUUGGCAAGGGCUUGUGUCCCACUGGGAAGGACAACCUGAAAGAGUUUGCUGAGCAUUUCUGGAAGUUUGACGAAGGCUUUGAGUAUGGCUCUCAGCUGCCGGAGUUCCUCUUGAGAGACUGGUCCCAGUCCAAACAAUGGCUACUAAGUCUGUUCAAGAAAAUCGUAAUAGAAGCAGAGAUGAACAAUCCUUUAGAGGAGACAUCAAAGACAUUGCAUCAGCACGUACUGGACACACUCAAAGGAAUCGCCACCUACAACAACAGUCUGCUGCUUCUCUGGGCAUCUCAAGCCAACGCCAAUCCGGUAACCUUUUGGACACUUGCCUUCAUUAUUUCAGAUCCGCUAGUGUACAAGACUGCCAUGGAUGAAAUAUACUCUGUAUUUGGUAAAACAGGUAACAGUCCAUUAAAUAUAAAUGAAGCUGAGCUGAAAAGGCUUCCGUUUAUCAAAAACUGCGUACUGGAGGCCAUACGGCUGAGAUCUCCCGGAGCCAUCACCAGGAAAGCUGUGCAGCCACUGAAGAUUUAUAAUUACAUCAUUCCGGCUGGAGACCUCCUGAUGCUGUCGCCUUAUUGGCUCCACCGAGACCCAGUGCUGUUUCCUGAACCAGAAAUGUUUCGGCCUGAACGUUGGAGCAAAGCAAAUUUAGAGAAGAAUGUUUUCUUGGAGGGUUUCGUGGCCUUUGGCGGAGGGAAGUAUCAGUGUCCGGGAAGAUGGUUUGCCCUGAUGGAAAUGCACAUGCUCGUCGUGAUGAUGCUCUACAAGUAUGAAUUUAGCCUCCUGGACCCGCUUCCAAAACAGAGCAAUCUUCACUUAGUGGGAACUCAGCAGCCUGAUGGACCGUGCCGUGUUCGAUACAAGCAGAGAAAAUAAAAGUUUAGUUUGGAUACUACGGUAGCGUCAAUAGAAGAUGCGCAGGAAACAGGAGAUUGUAAAGAAAUCAUUUGCAUACUAAUGGCCGCCACAGUGAUUUACAAUGUACCCUAUAAUGUACCGUAUGGAUCAGCAUUCUAGUCCUGCUCCCUUAUGUGCACCAAUAAACAAUCUUUUGUACAAAA
Messenger RNA from Xenopus laevis (African clawed frog), 1685 nucleotides. It is a transcript of the gene cyp39a1.L, whose product is annotated as cytochrome P450 family 39 subfamily A member 1 L homeolog. Lineage: Eukaryota; Metazoa; Chordata; Amphibia; Anura; Pipidae. Gene Ontology annotation, biological process: steroid metabolic process; bile acid biosynthetic process; cholesterol homeostasis. The record is from RefSeq and is marked provisional. Gene Ontology annotation, cellular component: endoplasmic reticulum membrane. Gene Ontology annotation, molecular function: steroid 7-alpha-hydroxylase activity; steroid hydroxylase activity; heme binding.